Messenger RNA from Anopheles coustani, 944 nucleotides. RefSeq names its product elongation of very long chain fatty acids protein AAEL008004-like. The transcript has 6 exons. Lineage: Eukaryota; Metazoa; Arthropoda; Insecta; Diptera; Culicidae. Gene Ontology annotation, molecular function: fatty acid elongase activity. Gene Ontology annotation, cellular component: endoplasmic reticulum membrane. The record is from RefSeq and is a predicted model, not a curated record. Bases 1 to 789 code for a protein of 262 amino acids. Gene Ontology annotation, biological process: very long-chain fatty acid biosynthetic process; sphingolipid biosynthetic process; fatty acid elongation, saturated fatty acid.
AUGGACCUGUACGAGUACUACAUCUACCAAAAUGCUGAUCAACGAACUAAAGACUGGUUUCUGGCGGGGUCACCCUUUCCAAUCGCUGGCAUCAUAAUCGCUUAUCUGGCCCUUGUAUACUACAUAGUACCAUGGUAUAUGCGGAAUCGGGAGGCCUAUCAGCUGAAAACGUUCAUGGGCUUCUACAACCUGUCCCAGGUUGUGUACUGUGUCUUCCUGGUAGCGAAUCUGGUGAAGGCUGGUUGGCGGCCGUACUACUUCUAUCGGUGCGUCGAGACCGACUACUCCGACGACCCGAAGGCGGUGCGCAUGGUCGAGACGACCUGGUACCUGAUGAUGAUCAAGCUGUUCGAGUUGCUCGAGACGGUCCUGUUCGUGCUGCGAAAGAAGCAGAAUCAGGUCACGGUGCUGCACGUCUAUCAUCAUAUCAGCACGUUUGUGAUAGCUUACAUCUACACCAAGUACAUCGGAGGCGGCAUGCUCACCUUCUCCAUCGUGGCGAACUGCAUCGUCCACAUCAUUAUGUACUCGUACUACUUUAUGUCCGCCUACGACGUGCCCAUCUUCAAGUUUCUGGUGGCAAAGUACAAAAAGUACAUCACCAAAAUUCAACUGAUCCAGUUCUGUCUGAUGAUGGCAAACAACUUGCUUGGCCUCAAUCCAAACUGCAACAUUUCGCGCCCCUUCCUGGCGAUGUACAUACCGAAUAUACUGAUCCUGACCUAUCUGUUUUACGACUUCUACCAGAAAGCGUACACCAAAUCCAAAGCCGCCAAAGCGAAGCAGUAAUUCACCGGUGGCGACCUUCAACAGGAACAGGAACCAGAAUGGUUGGUCAAUCAUACCAGGUCGACCGGGCUACAGACCUUGGCCGACAAGAUAGAUCGAUUUUUCGGCCACCGCGGUGCAUUUCUACCGUUACGAACGCGUGUUCCGGGAACGCU